Fulvia fulva is the source of this 3237-nucleotide messenger RNA. Its product is annotated as ATP-dependent RNA helicase mtr4. Lineage: Eukaryota; Fungi; Ascomycota; Dothideomycetes; Mycosphaerellales; Mycosphaerellaceae. The coding region runs from base 1 to 3237 and encodes 1078 amino acids. The record is from RefSeq and is a predicted model, not a curated record. Gene Ontology annotation, molecular function: RNA helicase activity; RNA binding; ATP binding. The transcript has 3 exons. Gene Ontology annotation, cellular component: nucleus. Gene Ontology annotation, biological process: maturation of 5.8S rRNA; RNA catabolic process.
AUGGCCGACGAAAUGUUUGACGUCUUCGACGAGAAGGCGACCGCUAAAUCGAAGGGCAAGAAGAGCAAGAAGCGAUCACUCAAUGGCGAUGUCAAACGCGCAGAACAGCAGCAGAAUGGCGAUGCGAAUAUGACAGAUGCACACGACUUUGCGCCUCCAGCCACGACAGCACCGGCAGCGCCAGCAGACGAUGAUGUCGCUUCAGAAGAUGCCGACCGAGGACAGAAGCGACGACGCCGCGAUGAAGAACCCGAGCCCGUAGUCACCGACUCAUUUGACACCACACAAUCGAGACAAGUUGCCGCAGCAGCAGGCCUGCAAGCGGAGAAAGAGGAGACCGCAGUAGUACUGCAGCAUCAAGUGCGCCAUCAAGUAUCACUACCUCCCGACUGCGACUACGUCCCCAUAUCACAACACAAGCGCCCGUCGGAGCCUGCGCGGGUAUGGCCUUUCCAACUCGAUCCUUUCCAAGAGGUCUCAAUAGCCUCGAUAGAGCGCAACGAGAGCGUACUAGUGUCGGCGCACACUAGUGCAGGGAAGACGGUGGUGGCAGAAUACGCGAUCGCCCAGUGUCUCAAGAACAACCAGCGAGUCAUCUACACAAGUCCUAUCAAGGCGCUAAGCAACCAGAAAUACCGCGAGUUUCAGGCUGACUUUGGCGAUGUUGGCCUUAUGACUGGAGAUGUGACCAUCAAUCCCACGGCAACAUGUUUGGUCAUGACGACGGAGAUUCUACGAUCUAUGUUGUACCGCGGUAGUGAGAUCAUGCGCGAAGUCGCCUGGGUGGUCUUUGACGAGGUCCAUUACAUGCGCGACAAGUCGCGUGGUGUGGUAUGGGAAGAGACAAUCAUCCUACUCCCCGACAAGGUCCGCUACGUCUUCCUCUCCGCCACGAUACCCAACGCUAUGCAAUUCGCCGAGUGGAUCACAAAGACUCACAACCAGCCCUGUCACGUCGUCUACACCGAUUUCCGACCUACACCUCUCCAGCACUACUUCUUCCCAGCAGGCGCAGACGGCAUACAUUUGGUCGUGGAUGAGAAGGGUGUAUUCCGAGAAGAGAACUUCAACAAAGCCAUGGCUACCAUCGCAGAAAAAGCGGGAGAUGAUGGCUCAGAUCCAAUGGCUAAGCGGAAAGGCAAAGGCAAAGACAAGAAGGUGAACAAGGGCGGCAAGAAGGAUGGACCGACGGACAUCUAUAAGAUCGUGAAGAUGAUCAUGAUGAAGAACUACAACCCAGUCAUCGUUUUCUCCUUCUCAAAACGAGAUUGUGAAAACUAUGCUCUGCAAAUGAGCCAGCUCGCGUUCAACGAUGAGUCUGAGAAGGCGAUGGUGUCGAAAGUCUUCAACAGUGCGAUUGAGAUGCUGUCGGACGAGGACAAAGAGCUGCCCCAGAUACAACAUCUUCUACCCCUCCUGCGACGAGGUAUCGGCAUUCAUCACUCUGGUCUGCUCCCGAUCCUGAAGGAGACGAUCGAGAUUCUUUUCCAGGAGGGGUUGAUCAAGGUACUCUUCGCAACCGAGACCUUCUCAAUUGGCCUCAACAUGCCGGCAAAGACUGUUGUGUUCACGUCGGUGCGCAAGUUCGACGGCAUUUCACUCCGUUGGGUCACGCCCAGUGAGUUCAUUCAGAUGUCUGGGCGAGCUGGUCGUAGAGGUCUCGACGAGCGUGGUAUUGUUAUCAUGAUGAUCGACGAGAAGAUGGAGCCCGGUGUGGCGAAGGAGAUUGUACGCGGUGAGCAAGAUAAGCUCAACAGUGCUUUCUAUCUGGGCUACAACAUGAUUCUCAACCUCAUGCGAGUCGAGGGUAUCAGUCCAGAGUUCAUGCUCGAGCGCUGUUUCUUCCAGUUCCAGAACGCGGCAUCAGUUUCCGGCCUGGAGAAGCAGCUCAUGGAGCUUGAGCAAAAGCGACUUGAGAUGGCCAUCGAGAACGAACCCGAGAUCAAGGAGUACUACGACCUGCGAAAAAACCUCACAAACUACGCGAACGAGAUGAAGGCCGUCAUCACACAUCCCCAAUACCUCACCAAGUUCCUGCAACAAGGUCGACUUGUGAAAGUCAAGUACAAGGAUCACGACUUCGGCUGGGGUGCCGUGGUCAACUUUGUGAGUGUCAAACCAGGAAAGGGCCAGAAGCAAGAGGAUAUUCCAUCCUCAGCAUCAGUCGUGGUCGAUGUCCUCCUGAACGUCGCAGCAGACGUGACGCCACCACCGCCUGGAUCCAAGCUCAGCGACGAUCUACCGCCGGGAGUACGACCACCUGGACCUGGAGAGAAGGGCAAGAUGGAGGUCGCUCCCAUCAUGAACGGCACAAUCGACAGUGUUGGCCACCUCCGGGUGUUCCUGCCUAACGACUUGCGCACGCAGGAGCAACGCAACACUGUCCGCAAGGCGCUUGAAGAGAUCGCGAGGCGCUUCCCUGACGGCAUUGCCAUCCUCGACCCGAUUGAGAACAUGGGCAUUGAAGAUGAUGGGUUCAAGAAGCUUCUGCGCAAGAUCGAAGUGCUUGAGCACAAGCUGCUGUCUUCACCACUGCACAAAGACGAGCGACUACCCGAGCUGUACGAUCAGUACAACGCGAAGGUUGAGCUGUCAAACGAGAUCAAGGCGCUUCGCAAGAAGAUGUCUGAUGCUCUGUCAGUUCUCCAACUUGACGAACUCAAGAACCGCAAGCGUGUGCUGCGACGACUCGGCUUUGUCAAUGACGCCGAUGUGGUUCAGCUCAAGGCUCGUGUCGCUUGCGAGAUCUCGACUGGAGAUGAGCUCGUGCUGUCAGAGCUUCUCUUCAACCGUUUCUUCAACGAGCUCACACCCGAGCAAUGUGCCGCUGUCCUUUCAUGCUUCAUCUUCGAGGAGAAGAGUGAAGAGAAGGGCGCCCUCAAGGAAGAGCUCGCAAAACCCUUCCGAGAAAUUCAGGCGCAAGCGCGACAGGUGGCAAAGGUCAGCAUGGAGAGCAAGGUGGUGGUCAACGAGGAAGAAUAUCUACAGUCGUUCAAGCCGGAACUCAUGGAAGUUGUGUAUGCUUGGACGCAUGGCGCGAGCUUCGCAGCGAUCUGCAAAAUGACAGAUGUCUACGAAGGCUCGCUCAUCCGCCUCUUCCGCCGACUUGAGGAGUUGCUACGGCAGGUCGCGCAAGCUUCGAAGGUCAUGGGCUCCGAUGAGCUCGAGCAGAAGUUCGAGGUCGCGCUCACGAAGGUGAGACGUGACAUCGUCGCUGCGCAGUCCUUGUACUUGUAG